GCUCCUUCUUCUUGUGCUCCUUCUUCUUCUUCUUCUUCAAGAACAUCUCCAUCUCCUCUUUCGCGUGCUUCUUGUGCUGGUUGCGAUCAGCGACUCCACCGUGCUGCCACAGCCAAUCACAUUCAUCACCUGUUCAAGCGAGUCGCUCUUUGUCUCUGAGCGCUGUUCGUUUACGUCUGGCAAACGGCGUCUUCGCAGCUUCCCUUUCACAUGAGCCACGACCGCGCCGCUCCCGCUUCCCGUCCAGCAUCACAUGCGACGACAGACUGACAGAGUGCACGCCCCAGGCCAACAGCAAGCUAGUUUGGAAUCCCCCCUUUACCUUGGAAUGAAUACGAGCGAGUGAGUGCGCAAGCAAGCAAGCUCACACAAGCUCACACAAGCAACCGCAUAGAACGAGCCCAAACAACGCAAACUUUCGUUUCCCGUCCGCCCCCACAUCUUCUGCGCCCUUCCAAGCAAGGCAUCGAUUGUUGUGAGAGACGCAGCAGUGUGCGACCAUGACAAGAAGUGUCAGCAUCAACUGCGCACCUGAUGGCGCGUGGCCGUGUCAGCUCACCCACACAGAUGACGGCAUCAUCGUCACGGUGUCGUCCAACCCGGGCCUGCGUGUGGGCGACCGCGUCGUUGCCAUCAACGGCCUGCCAACUGCCGCCUUCACCGCCGAGCUACUGGACAACCUCAUGUCACAUACCACCAAGCUUGAGCUCACCGUGACAGAUGCCAGCGGCGACACCGCCACCGCCACGCGCCACGACAUCGAGCGCAUGGAUCAGCAUGGGUCCUCGCCGCCACCAACGAGUGCAGCGUUGCGCACGGUGGACUUUGGGGCGCCCGCGCACGACCUUGGGGCAGUGCUCCCUACCGCACAACUACAGCACCAGCAGCCCGUGCAGCACCAGCAGCCCGUGCAGCACCAGCAGCCGCUGUCACCGCGAUCGGCCCGCCGCCGCCUGCCGGCCCCGCCACCAACAGAGACAGCGCCACCCCACUCUCGUCACCCCCAUCCCAACGGGCACCACCACCACCAUCGCCUGCCAUCGCCGCCAUCAUCCGCAGCUCGCACGCACGCGGCCCCGCUGCAGGAGGUGCACGGGUCGAGUGCAGUGUCCGAUGCGACCAUGGCCCAGGCGCGCCGCCUGCCCGCAGGUGAGCAGCUGCCGCCCGUGUUCAAGCCCACCGCCAUCACCCCAGCCAGCGCCGACACGCACCACAACACACACUAUCAACAACAACAACAACAACAACAACAACAACAACAACAACAACAACAACAACAACAACAACAACAACAAUACUACCAACAGCAGCAGCAGCCACAACAAUACCACCAGCAAUACGAGCACCAGCACCAGCAGCCACAGUAUGAAGGGUUUGUGGUCGACAGGGAAUCGUCUGCGGCCAAGCAAGCGAUGGAGGGCGCCGAACACGUGCCUGUGACGGCAGCGCUGCAGCAGGGCCACAUGCGCUCUGGAAGCUUCCCCGAGACAGAGUACGAGCAACGCCAGGCGCAGUGGCCGCAGGAUGGGCUCGCAGAGACAGCAGCGACAACCGCCAGCGUUACAUCGCCGUCAUUCACGGCCGCCACCACUGCAACAGCCACCCCGGCCCCGCCCGCUGCCGAUACACUUGGUGAUGAUGCUCGCAGGCAGCAGUGGCAACCGUGGCAACAGUGGCAGCCACGUCACCAGCAGCAGCAACAGCAGCAACAGCAACGUGGUCUCACGCGUGUGUCGAGUCUCCCUCAGCACCUGCGGCCACGCGGCGGUGUCGACAUGCGAGAGCUGUCCGCCCGCCUGUCCAACGCACCAAACCGGCGCUCGUCACACCAGCUGCCAUCAUCGUCGUCGUCGUCGUUGCAGCAGCAGCGUGGACACGUCCACCGCAUGCGCUCGCGCAGUGAGACGACGUCGCCCGUGCCAGAGUCAAUGCCGCUCUCACAGCAGCUGCACAGCUCCAACUCCCUGCACAGGGUCAGCUCUGCUUAUGGGAUUAUCGACGCCAACAGGGCGCAACUGCAUGACUUUUUGACGACAAAGGCAUACAGGCGCAUGGAAACAAGACAGAAGCAAUCACAAGUCGCGGGAGCGCGCCAGAACAAAGGCGGGCAGCUGUUCGACCUGAUACCGACGAGCGGCGAGGUGAUCAUUGUCCCGUACGAGCACGAACCAGGCGGCAUUCUCGGCUUCCAGGUCAUCGGCGGCUGCGAAACGCCGUAUGGUGCAUCGUUUGUGUCUGUGGUAAUGCCGCACACGCGCGCGGCUGUUGCUGGACUGCAGCCCGGUGACCGCCUUCUCUCCAUCGACAACAUCGGCCUCGUCGGCGCCACAUACGCAGAUACAAUGGCCAUCCUCCAAUCCGUGUCGCACAUUGUGGACGUGUGCGUGAUGCGCCUUGAAAAAGAUCAGUGGCGCUCCGUGUGCCGGAAUGCGCGCAGGAUCGAAGACAUGAUGGACACCAUGGAGACGCCGCCAAAGGAGUUUCUUCGUCCGCUCAAGUUCCAGACGGAGGACGCAGACCCGUCCUUCACGGGGCGACUGCAGCGUCAGAGCCAGCUGGUCGACACAGAAUCUUGGGCAACCGUCAACCAGGAUCAGCUGGAGCGCAAGUGCGGAACGGAAGGUCUUGGGUUCCUCGUCUCCUCUCGCUCCAGCACGCAUUCGUCCAUGUCAAACAUCUCAGAGGCUGCGGAGAAGGGCAAGCGUGCUGGUGUUCGCAUCAGUGCCAUCAUCCCCAACCGCCUUGCCCACAGGGAUGGGCGACUGAGGCAAUUUGACCGCCUACUGAACGUGAAUGGUGUGGAUGUGUCCAACUGUACACUCCCCGAAGUGAUUCGCCAGCUGCAGGCCUGUGAUCAAGAGGUCACGCUUAUCGUUGGCCGAUCAAAAUACCGCAUUGGCGUGAAGUUGACGCGGGAGCAGGAGAUCCCAGAGCGCCCCACGUCCCCCAAGUCGCAUCUCGGCGCGCGCCGCACACUCACGCUCGCCCGCGUCGACGGCCAGUUCCCCAUCUCCCUCAUUGGCCUCACCGGUCACGGGAAGCGUCUCGGCGUUGUCCCCGCUGAGCACAGCGGCGUGUUUGUGUCUGCGGUGGAGGUGCUUGGGCCCGGCAGCGAGCUGCCACGCGUCGGCGACCAGAUCUUCCGCAUCAACGGCGUGGACGCGCACUCGUGGAGUGUGCGGCAGGUGUCUGGAGCCCUAUCCAAGGCGCGUGACCACGUUGAGCUUGAGGUCGCCAUGCACGUCGAUGCGCUCCGCCGUCUGCAGCGCAUCGACGCCGACGAGGAGGAAAUUGGCGCACGAUACAAGCUGACGCGGACGGUGAUGAAGUCUGACAUCCUGCGGCGAACGGAGUCGUGGCUGCCACCGCGCUUCCAGUCGUCCCAGCAGGCGACUUCGCCCCCUGCUGCCGCCAGCCAGCAGUCCACAGAUCGCCCUGUCUGGUCCCCGCGCCAGGAGGACACGCCCGUCCUCGCUGCGCAGUCUGUUCGAGAGACGGAGCUUGUGCGCCAGAACAACAGCUUUGGCAUCGACAUUGUCGGCCCCAGCGGUUACGUCGACAUGUACCGCCCAACAGGCGUCUUCAUCUCCCGCAUCGUGCCACAGAGCAUGGCUGAUCGCGUGAGCCAUCUUCAUGUUGGUGACCAGAUUCUCACGCUCAAUGGCCGCAGCGUGGAAAAGGCGAGCGUGGUUGAGGUGCUUGCCCAGCUGCACGCUGUGCAACAGGCCGUCAUCACAGUCGCUUACAACCCCAAAGGUUUGCAUGUGCACAUGGAUGAGCGUGAGAAGCGUGUGACUGCAGGCAACAUUGCAGACACGCAGAGCAAGCCCGUGCUGGCGCUUGAAACCGACUUCAACAAGUUCCCCAACCUGCCUCGCAUCAGCCCUCGACUGCCCGCAGAGGACUCUGGUGAACCUCUCACGCCCAUGAGUGACCGUUCCAUGCCAGUCCCACACGUGUCUGCCUCUGCGUUUGACGUGGAGGACGCCGUGUCCGGAGACGUGCGCACGUCACACGGCCACCACGCCAAGUUCACAGCGGGUACAGGCAGCAACAGCAGCGAGAUCGACGAGCCCAUUGAUGACACCUCCCCGGUGCCCGACGUCGUGCAAGGGUCAGACCGGUUGGCCGCUGCCGUUGCGCAGCAAGAGCGGGAGCUUGAGGUGCGCUCCACCGGUGAAACACGCCGCGUGAACCUUCGCAAGCCGCGAAACACCCUGGACCUUGGCCUGCGCCUGCUGGGCGAAACGGACCGCCGCGCCCCCGUCUUCAUCGGCAGGAUCCUACCGAACUCCAUCGCCGACGCCAACGGCGACCUGCGCGAGGGCGACCGCAUUCUGUCCAUCAACGGCCGGCCCAUGGAGGAAGUGAAGGUCUCACAUGCGCAGGAGGCGCUGGCCAAGGCGAUGGACCGCGUCACGCUCGUCGUUCGCCAUGAGCCGAAGGCAUAUGACCUGUACAAGCGCAGCGACAUGAAGCUCAAGCCCCACGUUGCGGCGUAUCCCACGCGCGAAUGCACACUGACACGCCCAAACCCGCAGGCAACAGAUGUGGAGGCAGACAUUGGCGUUGUGCUGGGCAGCUGCGACCCAAACGAGAUCCAGACCAACCCGGCUGCGCAGGAGGGCACGUUUAUCUUGCGCGUGUACAACAACAGCGCCGCCAAGCGCGCUGGCCUGCAGAAGUACGACCACAUCCUUCGCAUUGGGCAGUUUGACGUGCACACGGCCAACGCGGGGCUUGUGCGCCGCCUCCUACAGCGGCAGCCACCGUCGUUUGUGCUCACGGUGGUGAAGCAGCCCGAGGUGGGCGCGCUCGCUCGCCAGCACCCGGCGCCGAUUGACGGCGCAACGCCCAUGCUCGAUGGCUCGUACAGCGCCUCUUCCUCCCAGGGCGCAGCCAGCACGGGCGCGAUGGUCGCGUCACAACAACAGCGGCAGCAGCAGCAGCAGCAGCAGCAGCGAAGAAGCGUGGACGAUGCCGGAGCAGCACCAGCUCGCCCGGUGCAGGCAGCGGAAGCCACGUCGCCCACAGGGCAGUGGACGCAACGCGGCGCACCAACAGAGACAACGACCGCCACCACGACGGAAGCAACCACGACGGAAGCAACCACCGCGACUUCGUCUCCACCCUUCUCGUACGGUGAUGCUGCAGUGGACCAGCAGCAGCAGCAGCAGCAACAACAGCAGCAACAGCAACAGCAACAGCAAGAAGAGGAGCUGCAGGAGCAAGAGCAGGAGUCGCCAGCGGAUGACGUUGGCCUGCCCACGCUGUCCUGCCGGGUGUGCGAGGGCAUGUACCCUGGCACGGAGGAUGUGCGCCGUGCGACGCCAAGCGACACAGACUGGGGCCACCCCGUGUCCGUGUACCGUCCACCGUUCUACACGGCGCCGAAUGUGCUCAAGCACCCACGCGCAGAUCCCAACAUCCGUGAGCUGCAGGCCAUUGCCGAGGGCCGUGUGCGAAGCCGCGACCUGCCCCACUUCAACUCCAACGACGACGAGGUGGACCGCCGCAGCUACGAGGGUUUGUACGACCUCAAUCCGCGCGGCCUCCCCCUCUACCCGUACGGGCGCACGGGCGUUGCUGGCCGCGGCAUGUUUGCGCUGUGGGGUCCAAACCACGCCGUGCACAUGAUCAUCUCCCGUUGGAAGCGCAACUCCAAGGGGCAGGUGGUGACGCAGGACAAACACCCCGUGCUGGAAGUGCUUGCGCUGAAGAACAGCGUCACAGGCACCAGCUACCUCCCCUCCGUGUUCAUCCGCCCUGGCGAGGAGCUGCAGACGGCUAUGCAGCGUGCGCUUGAGCUUGCCUUCCGCGGUAAGGUCGGCACAGAGACGGUGCGCGCGUCCAAGCUGGCCAACAUCGUGUCCACCCAGGACCUGCAGCUGCACGCCGCCAACGCCACGAACAAAGGCGGGCCAACAGCCACACCCGCGACCGUCACAGCCACACAGGCUGGAACAGCGUCAGCAGCAGCGGCAGCGGCGUCGACGACGGAGGGCGGUGCCGGUGGUGCUGGCGGCACGAGCCUGUCCUCGGCAGCGCUGGAAGAGAUGAUCAAGGAACGGCUUAGCCGCGCCGCCAUCUUGGAGGUGUACCGUGGCCUCCUGCACGACCCGCGCAACACGGACAACGCGUGGAUUGAGACAGUGGCCUUCAACUACCACGACGAGACGGGUGAGAUGAAGGACAUUAAUCUGCCGGAACCGGGCGCGGACGACGACAACCCGCUGCACUGGCUCACGGCCACGUCCAACUCCAACAUCUGCAUGGAGCAGUACGAGCUGCUGAAGCACGUUGCCGGUGCACACGCUGCGUUCUUCACGCACAAGCGCCGCAAGCAGUCGCACGUGCAGAUGAUCCGCGUGAACUUGCAGCGCACGUCCAACGUGCCGUUUGGGCUGACCUUUGGCACGACGCACAAGGGCCGCCACAUCAUCACCAAGGUGAACGAGGGCGGGAUCGCAGAGCACUUUGGCCUGAAGGAGGGCGACUGCAUUGUGGAGGUGAACAAGGUGCCCGUGAAGGGGUGGUCACACGAGGACGUCAAGCAGUUCAUCACGAGCCACGCCGACGUGGUGGUGGCUCUGGCCAGGCGCCAGGCACGUGGCCGCGCAGACACGGUGGCCAGCUGGCAGCACCGGCGUGCGCAGGAGCGGAAGAAGUGGCGCAAGCGGCACCACAGGCGGCGGGUGGCGCGACCAUCCACCCCGCGCGCAUCGCCCCGCAGCAGCCUCAGUGACCUCAUGGAGGAAGAUGAAGAUGAAGAGGAAGAGGACGAAGAAGACGAGGAUGAGGAGUAUGAUGACGAGGAUGAUGACGAGGACGAGGAGGAGGACGAGGAUGAUGAGGAGGACGAGGACGAUGAGGAUGGCGUGUUGUUGGAUGGCAGUGGUGGCGGAGCACCGCGGCCACGCCGUUCAUCGACCAGCGGUGCCGGUGGCAGGAAGAAGAAGGGCAGCCACCGUCGCCGCCGCCGCCGCCGCACCAGCAGCAGCAGUGGCGGCAGCAUGCGCCGCUCGAGCGAGAGCGGAACAGAGGGCGAAAGUGGCGAUGGCCGCACCGCCCGCCGCGACUCGUACCCGCCCAUGCCCGCGACCGGCCGAGACGUGUUCACGGUGGUGCUGGAGCGCAAGGACUUCCGCGAGGACUUUGGCUUCUCGCUCACGUCGCUGGGCUCGAAGAUCUAUGUCAAGCACACGGUGGCCGGCUCGCUGGCGCACCGGCUGCUGCAGCCCUUGGACGAGGUGCUGUUGGUUGGCGGCGAGGACACGCGGUUCCUGACGGCUGCGGAGGCAGAGCGCAUCAUCCUGGGCGUGCUGCAGAUCAAGCUGGUGGUGCGACGGCCCGUUGCUGGUGAGGGCGGCGCCAUGAACAUGAUGGAGAUGCAGCAGGCCACCGGCAUCGACACCACGGGCGCAGGCCCAAUGCCCAAGCUGCACACGAAGCACAGGUCGAAGAGCGACAUGGCUGCGCGUACCACCAAGGGCCCGCUGCUCGCUGUGAAGGAGGUGGAGGUGCGCCGCAACGUCAACGCAGAGUGCCUUGGCUUUGACGUGAUUGAGACGGCCCAUCACGAGCUGUAUGUCUCUGGCGUGGAGGCCGGGUCCUCUGCGCUGAAUUUGCUGUUUUGCGGCGACCGCAUUGUUGCGGUGAACGAUCAGCACGGCAAGGACCUGACGCUGGAGUCGCUGGAGGUGAUGGCGGCCGAGAGCGACGUGCUCAACAUGGUGGUGCUGCGCGCAACCACGCAGCGGCCCGUGUCGUAUGGCCACCUGCGCAUGUACGUCAACUGGUUCAAGCACCGCCCGUGCAUCUUCGCCAGCGUGCCGCGCGCCAAGCCCACGUUUGUGCCCGUGCGCGCAAUGCUCCCGCGCGCAGGGCUGCCCAUGCCGACCGAGGCUGACAUGCAGGCGGCGGCAGGCGGUGAGGGCGCGGAGAAACCCAGGCGGCGCCGCUCCAGCCACGUGUCGAAGAAGCCAACGCGCAUUGUGACGGACGUGAUGUAUCGGCACAUGUGGCCGCUGAAGGACGACCUCUCGCACCACGACGUGCACAUUCAGAAGGAAGGGGACAACUACGGCUUGCUGUUUGCGGACGUGUACGACCCCAACACGCGCGUGAGCCGCCUUGUUGUUGACGAGGUGACGUCGGACCGCCUCUCUGGCAAGGUGAAGCCGGGUCAGCGGCUGCUCAAGGUGAAGAACACCAACGCAACGACGUGGCACGACCUGGAGCACGCCACGCUCGACGAAGUGGUGAAGGUGUGCGCGGACCUGGGCGACAAGAUCACGGUGCGGCUGUCGCGCCACGCGUUUGAGCGCACAAGCACGCAAGUGCACGAGAAGGCACCGCUCGGAACACGGCGCAUGCGCAGCCACAAGAAGCAGAUGCACAAGCACACGUCGAUUGUUGUGCCAGAUGUGCAGCUGCGCCAUGCUGCGCCUCGUCGGGGCCUGUGGCGCCACUUCCAGACGCUGCUGCACCCCUUGCACCACCACCACCACGACGGGCAGCACGGGCGCACCUCGGCAGCCAGCAAGCGGUCGUCUGCCUCUGUUGAGGGCUCGUACGAGGACCUGACUACUGCACCGGUGACACCAUCGCCGCCCAGCCCAGCCACCGCGGGCACGGCAGCGGAUGUGCACAGCGGCCCUGCACCAACGGCGUCCACGGCAGCGGACGCAUCUGUGGAGGUGCACCCGCCAAUUGUGAACCGCAAGGGCAAGCAGAAGCACUCGAAGAACAAGAAGAGCAAGAAGAAGGGGUCCGCCCAGCAGCAGCAGCAGCAGCAGCAUGUUGUUGUGGUUGACCACGGGCACCAGGACCACGUGCGGCCAAACGGCGACUCGAUGCAGCAGCAGGAGCAAGCGCAGCAACAGCAGCAGCAACAGCAACAGCAACAGCAGCAACAGGGGCACGAUGGGCAGCGCGGUGAUUCCACAGCUUCGUUUGCGUCGUCGUCAUAUUCGGCGUCGUCCGGGCCCGGCAGCCAGCGCUCGUCCUCGUAUGUGCGGGAUCUGCGCAACCAGCCGCUUUCCCCGCUGAUGGAGGUGUCGAGCUCCGGAUCGCAAGGGUCGUUUUCGCGAACUGCCAGCUCACAGGCCACGGCACCGUCGCAGGCGGCGUCGCACCUUACCAGCACGCACGAGUGGAUGGCAGCCCCUUCCUCCACGGGAAACCACGAGGAGUCCAUGUGCUGA
Molecule: messenger RNA, 9206 nt
Organism: Salpingoeca rosetta
Lineage: Eukaryota; Choanoflagellata; Craspedida; Salpingoecidae
Product: nudix-type domain-containing protein 9
Exons: 20
Coding region: 501-9206 (2901 amino acids)
Biological process (GO): protein localization to basolateral plasma membrane; neurotransmitter secretion; maintenance of epithelial cell apical/basal polarity
Cellular component (GO): synapse; cell-cell junction; basolateral plasma membrane
Molecular function (GO): protein binding
Source: RefSeq, a predicted model, not a curated record